Messenger RNA from Spirodela intermedia, 3066 nucleotides. The record is from the annotation of a GenBank genome assembly. NCBI's taxonomy places the organism in Eukaryota, Viridiplantae, Streptophyta, Magnoliopsida, Alismatales, Araceae.
AUGAAAGGGCAAAGGCGGAGGUGGAGAAGUGGAAGAGAAGGGAAUGGAGGCGACGGCGACGGCAGACGGCGGCAGCGGGCUACAAGGACGGCGAGAGGUUGGCUGUGGAUACGGCUAAGGCGGUGACGUCGAGGGGUAAGCUGGCGGCGAAGAGAGGGAAGGCUGCAGGGGUGGGAGACGGUAAGAGGUAAACCGGCGGCUGAGAGAUGGAAUGCUGGAGAAGUGAAAGAGAAGGGGAGAAGAAGCUCCAGACCGGGGGGCGCCGGGGUCCUCCGACCAACCCAAGCCGGGGCGACGGGAUCAAAAGAUCAGGUAAGCAAAGUAUGCUUCAAAUGCAAUACGCAAUGUCCAAAACAAGAGGUCUUCCGGCGUUUAUGGCCGCGACGUGAGCGAAAGGGGCAGUUGGGUCUCCGGCGUGAUCCAUAUCCUCUUAAGUCCUCCGAAAGCUCGUAGUGGUGACGCGUCUCCCACUCCACAUCUUGACCGACUCCAUGAUCCCUUCCCAACUCGGCAGCUCGUGGUGAGCUGCCUUGUGCUGCAUCAGAUCCACCUAGCCAACGUGAACCGUCUGCUACGGCGGGAAUCCAUGGCCAAAUCCCUUCUCCUUCCCUCUCAUCCGGACGGAAACGGAAGCGGUGACUGUGAAAACGGCAGCGGCAGGGCCUUUGUCGAUGAUCUCAACCUCCCCAGCAUCGUCUCAGAGAGGACGGCGGAACCCAUGUCUCCAAGGAGCCUGAACUUUAUUCAAUGACUCGCUUCCGGCCUACCUCGGUCCUCACAACCCAACAUGAUCGGCCGCUGGUGGCGAAACUUACAGGGCGCCAACGAAUGGUCUGGCCUUCUGGACCCCCUGGAGGAGGACCUCAGCCAGGAGAUUGUUCGCUAGGGUGAGUUCCUCCACGCAACCUACCAAGCCUUUCACGCCGACCCAGAAAAGCUACCCUCCAACCCACGAUCCGUCACCCUCGUGGACCGCUUCUACCGCAUCACAGGUAGACUCUACGCCACUUCCUCAAUCGAGACGUCUCGAUCGGUCGACAGGUUGCUGCUGUGGAGCAGCGCUCGAGUUGGAUUGGGUUCGUCGCUUUAUGCGAUAGCAAGGACGAGAUCAACCGCCUCGGCUGGUGCGACAUCGUCAUCGCCCUGCGGGGCACCGGCACUGGCACCGCCAUAGAGUAGGCUGGGAACUUUCGAGCGAAUCUCGUCGAGAUACCGCACAACAAGGAGAACCCACAGGAAUCCGAGCAAUUGCCUGAGGCGAAGGUCAGGUUCGGCUUCUGUAGCUUUACAAGACCGGCUCCAAGAGAAUUCCCAGUCUAUGCGAUGCGGUCGUUGACAAGGUCAGGAGGCUGAUGAAGCGCUACAAAGGCAAAGAGCUCGGCAUCACCGUUGUGGGUCACAGUCUCAGCCCGGCGUUGGCUGUGCUCGUGGCGGAUGACCUUAGAGGGUGCCGCAUUGCCAUGGCCUCAGUCACCGUCUUCUCCUCGGCGAGCCGCACGUAGGAAACGGGUUCGCCGAGUGGCUGGGGGCCCGAGAGGCCAAGGUUCUGCGAUUGGUAAAUGAGCGUGAACUUGUCACGAAGAUGCCCGGAGUUAUCGCCGGGUUCAGUAAGCCGGCCGAGGAAGACGCCGGCGCCUACUUCCGCUCAAGGGGAAAGUCGCGGGUGCCGGCGACCGGGGGUACCGCACAAGUGUCGGGUCGCGGUGGACCGACUAAUGACUGCCUGAUCGUACUCGCACGUACAGAUGGAGCAGAGAGUAGACAGCUGGGAGUCGCCGUUCCUGAGGCCGGACGCUGACCCCUGUUGCUGCCACGACUUCGAGGCCUUCCUCCACCUGGUCGACGUCUUCCUCAGUUCGCGGUGUCCAUUUCGAUCGGACGCCACGCGUAGCACCGCGAAGCCGGUAGUGCAGCAGGGCUCCAAUUUGAAGGACAAGGGGCGGCAGCCGCCGGAGGGCCACAGCGGCCGCCUCGCUAGCCCGCCGUCCAGUGUUUCUGGCGCGAAUUAGCGCUCUAACGGGCCCCUGUCUGCGACCGGGCGGCACGGGUGACGUGUCUAACCGACGUCUACCCUAAUUCAUUAUUUUUUAAAAGCUUUAUUUAUACUUCAACCCCAUAAAUUUAACGAAUGAAUACUCCGCUCUUACUUUAUUUUGCUAUUGGAAUACCCUUCAAAAACCUUAUGUCAAUAAAAAGGUUCUCCUAAUUAAACGCAUUUUUGAAACCUGAAUAUCCAGAGAAAAUCUAUCUUUUAAGCAACUACGAUUUUCAAAAGAGAAAGAUGCCCUGGACUAACUGACGAACCCCAUAUGGGCCUUGAAAGUAGACCGAGGGGAACCAAGCAAGCCUCAGUACCAAAUUACUAACAAAGGUUAUGAUUCACACAUACAAAAUAAGAAAAUUUGGUCCUAAAUUUUUUAAAAAAUUAAGAAGUAAAAAUUUUGAAAAAAUACACUCUUCUCAAUAUCAAUUUGUACAAUGCUUUGAAGAUUUCUAAAUAUUUGACUAUAAAAGAAAGAAAUGAUGUAAUAUAUUACGACAUACCAAAACAUUAGAUCUUAAGAUCAUUAUCAAGGGUGAAUGGAGAGGACCAUGGAGAUUUUAGGGAGGGAGAGAGAGAGAGAUAGGAUGAGGGUUGAAUAUUAAGUUUAGAGGAAAUGAUGGUGCACUUGGAAAUUCAAGUUAAGCAACUAACUGCAUGGGAAGGUUGUGAACCAUGUUGACCGUCUACAUGCUCAAAUCAGUCACACCUAGGCAUGUUAGCCUAAUUUUAAUUCAUUUAGGAUCAAGGCACUAAAAGUAUUUAUUAGAGGAGCCUUUUCUAAUAAUAAACCUUUAUUCUCCUAUUUUGAUUAUAUUAGUAGUAUAAGUGCAAUCAUUAUAACUCAAUUAAUUGUAUUAUAUGUUAUUAAAGGAUCAUCACUUAGAUCUUCUUGUAUUUAGAUUUAAGUUCAUUUACUCUUAUUUCAUAUUACAAAAUUUCAGUUAUUGGAUCUAUCUCUAUAUAAAUACACCAUGACAAUGUUUAAGUAUCCAAUUUGGGUAUCAAAUUAUCUUGAUAGAUAA